Molecule: messenger RNA, 1977 nt
Organism: Closterium sp. Naga37s-1
Lineage: Eukaryota; Viridiplantae; Streptophyta; Zygnematophyceae; Desmidiales; Closteriaceae
Source: the annotation of a GenBank genome assembly
AUGUCGCCCAGUAUCUGUUUCCGUUGCCGGUUACAGGUUCCCCCGUCAAUUUGCGCCAUCCCGUACCUACCGGACAGGUUCCUUUCUUACAGCCUGCUCGAAUCCCCGUUGGCGAUCCGAAUGUCUCUGCUGAGACCUCCUUUCGCCCCUGUGUCGAAGACGCGGCUUCCCUCACUGCAUCCGUUCCUUAUUUCCCUCAGCACACUUGUGGCAGCGCAGUCGUCCCAUGAGCUGCUGCUGCUGGGGCGCGUGACGGAGACGCAGCAACAGCUACAGGCGCGUCUGUCUCCUCUCCUCAUUAGUCAACCCCCACUAUGCACCCACCCACCCCUGUGCUUUACCACGCCGUUUCCCUCAGCACUGGUAGCAGCACAGUCAUCAGAUGAGCUGCUGCUGGGGCGCGUGGCGGAGAUGGAGGAGCAGCUCAACCAGCAGCUGCUGGACGGGCCUGCUGAGGGCACCGCCCAGCCGGCUGGAGCUGCCACAAGCAAGGCUGCUGCCACUGGCGGCUCUGGCGACGGCGCUGCACUUGAUACCCUGCCACCGCGUCCCACCUUCACGGAAGGCCUGCUGAAAACCACCUCUCUCCCCCGUGGCAUCUACCGCAACAAGCUGAAUAGCACCUUCCUGGAAUACCACCGAAACGUGCACAAGGGGGAGGUAGAACUGCACUGCAUGGGUGGCACCUGCCCGAACCUAGACAGCUGCGGCCCGGCAUUUCCGAAUGUGCGAGCCUGCUUCUGGCCGAACCUCGUGGACGAGGAUUAUAUUUACCCGGACCAGCCUGAGAACUGCCCGAAGCUGUCGAACUGGGAUGAGGUUGGGGCGAAGGGGGCGGAUCCUAGGUGUACCCACCCUGGGGAUAAUCUGAGAUUCGAUAAGUAUGUGCCGCAGUAUUAUGAGAUCAAGGACGUGUUUGUGGAUGCUAACGGGGUGCUCUUUAACGAGUCGCUGCACUUCUUCCGCCACGGCUGCUUCAAGGACAAAGAGUUCGCCUACCACGCGAAUCAAACCAGUGUGCAGCACUACCACCGCCUCAUAUCGCUGCUGUACCAGCUGGGCGGGGCGUUCUACCACACGCUCAUUGAGGUGGUGCCUCACUUCCUGCUGCUCGCCCCUCUGCUGAAAGACAACCCCGGCAUGCCCAUCGCUCUGAACCUUGUUCUCGUGGACGAUCGCAACCAGAAGAUGCUGCUGCACGCUGACAUGGCGUACCAGGUACGUACGCGAGUGGCGGGAGCUGAGGCGGCUCAAACCAGCUCUAUGGUCCCUUCCACCCACUCGCUCCCCCACCCUCCCCCUCCCCCCAUCCGCACUACAGCCUGUGUUCCAAGGAUGCGGCAGGGCGGCGCCAGGCGUGUGGCGGGAGCUGAGGCGGCGGUUCUACGUCGUGUCACCAACUCCCUCGUCCUAUCCUUCCUCCCCCCCACACCACCACUGCAGCCUGUGUUCCAAGCAUGCGGCAGGGCAGCACCAGGCGUGUGGCGGGAGCUGAGGCGGCGCUACCUCGUGCCAUCCGACGGCCUCCCCAUGUUCGGCCCGGGCUUUGCUCCCCGACACCCUGGCAACAGCAGCAGCAGCAGUGACAGCACUGGGAACAGCAGCAGCGCCGCCACCAAUAGCAGCAGCAUCCCCCCUCCGUGGACGGACGAGCAGAUGGCUCGGCUGCCCGCCAGCUGGCUCGCUGUGAUUGCUCGGCGCCACAAGUCCAAGCGCCGCAUCGCUGGCUUCCCGCAAUUGGUGGAUUCCAUGAAGCAGAUCUUCCACCCUUCUAGGGUCUAUGUCUUCGAUGGCAAGCUGAAUGUCACCCAAGCCAAGACCGUAUUCAACAGAGCAGCGGUGUUUGUGGGGUUGCACGGGGCAGCCCUGGCCAACAUGGUCUUCAUGCCGCUCAACGCCAGCAUCUUUGAAAUCCGUCCGCGCGGCUACCCCAACCCGUGCUACCACCACCUCGCCACAGCCACCCAGAUGCACUAG